UGUGCACUGAGCUAAAUAAAAGUAGUGAGAGGAAUCAUUUAGUUGCACUCAAAGUGUUUGUAAAAAUGGCUACAAGAAUAACUAUUAGAUUUUUUUUUCUUUUUAAUAUAGUUAAGAAAUUAUAUAUAUAUAUAUAUAUAUAUAUUCAUCUGUCUUAUUUAUGUGUAAGAUUUUAAAAUUGAUUGUUCUUAAUUGAUAGAAGACUUGUCCUUUCUCACUAAAAUAGUGGAAUAUUCUUUUAGAAUAAUGUGAAAGAUCUUAUGGAUUAUUCAUAUGUUCUUUGCACUUAAUAUAGAUCUCCACCUAAUUAAUUAAUAUAGAUCUUCGGUAUUAAAUAGAAUAGGUGUUGUUGUAGCCCAAUAUAUGGAGAGAAAAUUGUGUAUUUUGUUGAAGGCUAUGGGAAACACCACAGAUAGUGAGAAAACCCAUUUCAAUUAGAGAAGAGUGUUUUCUUUUUUCAUUUUCUGUUUGGGGAGAGAAGGAAAGAAAAAUAUGAGUAGUUGUGGAAGAAGUGGUGCUGUAAGACAGUAUAUAAGAUUGAAGGUGCCUUGUCUGAGAUGGACUCCUGAGCUUCAUCACUGUUUUGUUCAUGCAAUUGAAAGACUUGGUGGCCAUAAAAAGGCUACACCUAAGCUUGUUCUUCAAUUAAUGGAUGUUAAAGAACUCACCAUUUCACAUGUCAAAAGCCAUCUCCAGUCGACUCUGAGUUCCAUAUGUUUGUGCACAAGAUUGCCACUUUUGAAAAGGCUGCAGGUUUUCAAGCUUGUUAUCAGUUAUGUUGGUGUUUUCUUGCAGUGCAUUUUCAAUAUGACAUCCUCAUUUUAAAUUUAAAGCGUUCUCUAUCAACUUGGCAUUAUAUUCUAGAAACUUUAAUGUCAUUCUCUUCUUGACCAUAGUUUGUGCAGUCUUGUUGCUCAUAUAUCUCCUUUUUUGACUGAUGAUUUUAUAUUUUUAAGUUCACAAUAGACAAUAAGAUUGAGUUGUAAACUUAUGCACACACUUAUACGUUCUUUUCCGCUCCUGCCUUAGUUUCUUCCGUUUUGGAUUGCAGCAUUUGUUGUUAGGUGAUACUACCUAGAAUUUUCAAGAGAAUGUGUAGUCUAAUGCAAAAUUUGAAUACUACCUAGAGACUUUUCCAAUUCUUAUCCCUAAUAAGUUGUACGUAGAUCCAAAACGAAUGAUGAGUUCAAAGUACAAUCAAUUCACCAUUCAAGCAGCUGAACUAAUGGAAGAUUAGGAAGAAGUUUCACUAUACUCUUUUUAGUUUUUCUAAUAAUAUUCCAUAUAUUAAGACUUUUUUUAAUAAUUUUUUUUUCUAUUUUAA
Messenger RNA from Cannabis sativa, 1324 nucleotides. Its product is annotated as myb family transcription factor MOF1-like. Bases 493 to 825 code for a protein of 110 amino acids. The record is from RefSeq and is a predicted model, not a curated record. Gene Ontology annotation, molecular function: DNA-binding transcription factor activity; DNA binding. NCBI's taxonomy places the organism in Eukaryota, Viridiplantae, Streptophyta, Magnoliopsida, Rosales, Cannabaceae. The transcript has 3 exons.